Molecule: messenger RNA, 315 nt
Organism: Dictyostelium discoideum AX4
Lineage: Eukaryota; Evosea; Eumycetozoa; Dictyosteliales; Dictyosteliaceae
Exons: 3
Coding region: 1-315 (104 amino acids)
Source: RefSeq, a predicted model, not a curated record
AUGGCUUUUUGGAUUGAAACAAAUGAAAAUAUUUGGUCAAGUGAGUUUUCAAAACAAGGCACAUGUGCAAUUGAAAGCGAUAGUUUAGUUAAUGGUACAUUUUCUUAUUUCCAAGCAGGAGUAAAUUUACAUCAAAAAUUAAAUUUAACCCAAGCUUUGGAAAAUGAAAAUAUUUAUCCAUCUUCAAAAUUAAUCUCUGCAUCAAGUAUUGCUAAUGCUUUCAAAAAUCAAUUCUGUGAUCUCUCACUAAUGGAUUACCCAGAUUUACAUGGUUGGUCUUGUGAUGGUGAUGUUAUACUUCCAUCAAGUUAUUAA